Molecule: messenger RNA, 658 nt
Organism: Alligator sinensis (Chinese alligator)
Lineage: Eukaryota; Metazoa; Chordata; Crocodylia; Alligatoridae
Product: cathelicidin-related peptide Oh-Cath-like
Exons: 4
Coding region: 39-515 (158 amino acids)
Biological process (GO): defense response to Gram-positive bacterium; antimicrobial humoral immune response mediated by antimicrobial peptide; defense response to Gram-negative bacterium
Cellular component (GO): extracellular region
Molecular function (GO): lipopolysaccharide binding
Source: RefSeq, a predicted model, not a curated record
GAGCAGAACUGCCCUCCUGCUUCACAUCCGCGUGCAGCAUGGAGACCUGCCUGCGCCUGCUGCUGCUUCUUGGGGUGGCCACGGCUGUGGCCACCGCCCAAGCCCAAGCCCAAGCCCAAACCCAAUCCCAGUCCCAGGCAGGCUACGAGGAUGCUGUCACCACCGCCGUGGACAUCUUCAACCAGGAGUCGGGCCUGCCCCAAGCCUACCGGCUCCUGGAGGCUGAGCCCCAGUCGGAAUGGAACCCGUCUUCCCAAGCUGCUCAACCGCUGAAGUUCUCCGUGAAAGAGACGGUCUGCCCGAUAGCCCAGAAAGGCAACCUGAAGCAAUGCGACUUCAAGGAAAAUGGGCUUGUUAAAGACUGCUCCGGGCUCUUCACCGCUGGGAAAAAGCCCCCUGUCACUGCUGUUAAAUGCGAGGAUACAUCUCAGGAGCCCGAGCUCGUCACGAGGAGGAAAUUCUGGAAAAAAGUUCUUAAUGGUGCUCUCAAAAUUGCCCCUUUCCUUUUGGGAUAAGCUGCUGCCGUCCCGCUAGCUCCAGCCGGGGAUCCCGCUUGCAAGCAUCGUUGGAAACAAGGCCCCUGGCAAGCCGGAGAGCUACAGAGCUCCUGUUUCUCCUCCCCACAAGCUGCUUUUCCACCUCCUAAUAAAUUCUUAUU